Molecule: messenger RNA, 6787 nt
Organism: Ochotona curzoniae (black-lipped pika)
Lineage: Eukaryota; Metazoa; Chordata; Mammalia; Lagomorpha; Ochotonidae
Gene: ZC3H6
Product: zinc finger CCCH-type containing 6
Exons: 12
Coding region: 396-3971 (1191 amino acids)
Biological process (GO): negative regulation of DNA-templated transcription
Cellular component (GO): nucleus
Molecular function (GO): RNA binding; metal ion binding
Source: RefSeq, a predicted model, not a curated record
GGCCGGCGCCAUCUUUUCGAGCCGCCUAUUUCGGGUGCCGCCAUGUUGGUGAGGAGAAAUCACCGUUACGGCCACUGUCCAAAUGCCCGCGUCGCCGCCCGCUCCCACGCCUCAGCCACCGGCGGCGAAUAGAGACUAGAGCGGCAGCGCCGGCAGCGCGGGGGCCGUGGCCCAGUGUGUGCAGUUAGAGCCCCAUCUCUCUGGCGUGGUUGUUAAUAGACUGGAAAGUCUGUGUCUGUGUCGCUCACUAGUAACCGUGAGUUUUUACCACUUCGUCACCUGUCGGCGGCGGCCGGGAGCAGGUGCCCGCAGGCGGCGCAGGGGGGUCCGCCCCGCGCCCCGCCGCCGCCGGCCUCGCAGACCUGCCCUCCAGCCCCCCCCGUUCUUGACCAAACAUGACAGACUGUGAACAUGCAGGGCACGACAGAGAAGAUGGUGAAUUGGAAGAUGGUGAGAUAGAUGACGCAGGAUUUGAAGAAACACAGCAACAGGAAGCAAAGGAAGAUAAAAAGCAGAAAAAUGACAAAAAUGACAAAAACGAAAAAGCCUACCGAAAAUCAAGGAAAAAACACAAGAAAGAAAGAGAGAAGAAAAAAUCCAAAAGGAGAAAACGUGAAAAACAUAAGCAUAAUUCUCCCUCUAGUGAUGAUAGUUCCGACUACAGCCCUGAUUCAGACGUUGAACAUACAGAAAGUUCCCAUAAAAAAAGAAGUGGUUUCUACAGGGAUUAUGACAUUCCAUUUUCUCAGCAUGGACACGUAUCAGGAAGCUACAUGACAUCAAAGAAGGAUCAACAUAAAAAAUUCAAGAGUAAAGAAUAUGAUGAGUACAGUGCCUACAGUGAUGACAACUUUGGUAACUACAGUGAUGACAAUUUUGGUAACUACGGUCAGGAAACAGAGGAAGAUUUUUCAAGACAGAUGAAGCAAUAUAGACAUGGUAAAGAAUCCUCAAGCAGUGCUUUAGGUUCAUCAUAUUCUAAAGAUCCAGGGAAAAAACAGAGGAUGAAAGGAAUUCAGCAAGGUACAGAGCAGAGAGCUAAAAGUUUCAGUAUCGGUCGUGGACGUAGUUUGCCAAAGAAAAUCAAGCGAAAAGACCGUGGGGGAAGAACGAACAAGGGACCUGUUUACUCGGGGACGGAUGACUAUCAGGAGUAUAGUAAACCAGGGAAAAAGUGGAAAGUUAUGACUCAGGAAUUUAUUAAUCAGCAUACAGUGGAACACAAAGGAAAACAAAUCUGUAAAUACUUCCUGGAAGGGAGAUGCAUUAAGGGAGAUCAAUGUAAAUUUGAUCAUGAUGCAGAGUUGGAGAAGAGGAAAGAGAUCUGCAAAUUUUAUUUACAAGGAUAUUGUACCAAAGGAGAGAACUGCAUUUAUAUGCAUAAUGAAUUUCCAUGUAAGUUCUAUCAUACUGGUGCAAAAUGUUACCAAGGAGACAACUGUAAAUUUUCCCAUGAUGAUCUGACUAAAGAGACGAGGAAACUUUUGGACAAAGUAUUGAAUAAUGAGGAAGAGCUUAUAAAUGAAGAUGAAAGAGAAUUAGAAGAACUCAGAAAACGUGGCAUAACUCCUCUUCCCAAACCACCCCCAGGAGUUGGGCUUCUGCCAACCCCAUCGGAACAUUUUCCCUUUUCUGAUCCUGAAGACGAUUUUCAGACAGAUUUUCCUGAUGACUUCAAGAAAAUCCCCUCACUCUUCGAAAUAGUUGUAAAACCUACUGUGGAUUUAGCACAUAAAAUUGGGAAGAAGCCACCAGCAUUUUAUAACAGUGCCUCACCACCAGGACCACAGUUUCAGGGAAGCAGCCCACACCCUCAGCACAUCUACAAUUCUGGGUCAAGUCCAGGUCCAGGACCUAAUGUGUCUCAUGGAUGCAGCAGUCCUGUGAUGCACCCAGGCUCUCCUGGGCAUCACACAUGUGCAGGACCUCCUGGCAUGUCAAUGCGACAGAGCCCACCUUUGCCGCCUGGUCCACCUGAAAUUGUAGGUCCUCACAGUCAAGCUGGAGUAGUUGUCCAAUCGGAUGCACCUUUGACACCACCAAAUAUGAGUGGGGUUUACCACUCUCCUGCAUUUUCAGGACAUGGGAUGAAGGUCCCUCGAGAGAAUCACUGUUCUUCAGGUUCAUCCUACCAGCAAGGUCCUGGUGAAAUGCCACUCAACACAAACUAUGAAUCGCUACAAGCUGCAGACGAGUUUUAUAGUAGUUACUAUUCACAGCAUGCUGUACAUGACUUUCAGACACCCAGUAGCUGUGGUGAUGGGAUGUGGCAUGAGGAGUUUGCCCAGCAGCCCCCUGUCGUUCAGGACUCACCUGGUCUCGGGAGUGGGCCCGACAGCAGCAGCAACAUGACCGGCCAUGGCCCCUUGUCUGCUCCUGGGCUCCUCCCUGCCGUGCAGAGAGCCCUUUUUGUCAGGCUGACUCAGAGGUACCCAGAAGGUGAAGAACCAGCCGGCACCCAUCCUCAUCGGGCACCAAGCAAGGAAGAAGAUGAUACGGUUAACUGGUACUCCAGCAGUGAAGAGGAAGAAGGAAGCAGUGUCAAGUCAAUACUGAAAACAUUACAGAAACAAACAGAAACUUUAAGGAACCAGCAGCAACCUUCCCCAGAACUCAGCACUCUCACUGAUCCAAGACUUGCUAAGGAGAAAAAUAAAGGCCAUCAAGUGGUUGACCCUAGACUUAGGACUAUCUCAAGGCAAGACGUGCGGAAGCCUUCUGAGUCUGCCCCGCAGGAUCUUAGACUUGCGUGGGACCCCAGGAAAUUAAGAGGGAGUGGAAGUGGUCAUGGAGGCUCUUCUGUUGGUGGAGCAAAGUUGGAUUUACAUCAUACAAACACCGGUUCUAGUGUCAGACACAAAAGAGGGGAUGAUGAUGAUGAAGACACAGAAAGAGAACUGAGAGAAAAAGCCUUCCUCAUACCUUUGGAGCCUUUACCUGGUGUCAUGCUCCAGGAUCCGAGGUCCCAGCUGAGACAGUUCAGUCACAUUAAAAUGGACAUUAUCCUAGCCAAACCCAACUUUGCAAAACACAUUGUGUGGGCUCCUGAAGACUUACUUCCAGUACCUUUACCUAAACCUGAUCCAGUAUCUUCAAUCAAUUUACCUCUGCCCCCUCUUAUAGCUGACCAGAGGCUCAGUAGGUUAUGGAAUACAAAAAGUGAUCUUCAUCAAAACAUAGUAUCUGUUGAUCCAAAAUCAGCAGUGAAAGCCAAAAGUAACACAACAAACAGAGAAGGCUACUUAGAACAAUUUGGGGACUCACAUAGUUCAGGAAGUAAAUUAGGAGAUCCUAGGCUGCAAAAGAAUUUCGACCCUAGGCUUCACAGAUCGUCCCAUUCAGACUCUCACCAGGCUGUGAUGAAGGAAUCCCGUGUAUCAAAGGGUACCCCUCCUUCAGCCAGAUCCAACUCUGGCUCUUCACAGCCGUCUGGAGCAGUAACUAGCGGUUGUAGCUCUGGGGCCCUGCCUCCCUAUGCCCCUAAACUCUCCUCAUCAGCAGGCCUUCCCCUGGGAUCUCAAAGCUCUGCCCUUAGUGCUAUCAGUCUGUACAACCCUAGGGAGCAGGGCUCAUCUACGUCAGAGACAGCAACAGCUUCUGCAGGAGAAAAUGCAGAGAAUGAGAAAAAAGAUGAUGGGUUGAAAAGUAAUGACAAAAGUGAGCCUUCUGCUGGAGAAGCAGUUCUGUCACAGAAGAGCUCUCCAAGCGUGGAAGUCGCUGUUGAAGGGCCAUCUGACACGCAGGCCGAUAGUCUGAAAAGUUCCAGUAAGGGUCAGUUCCCAGCAGUGCACACUCUUCCUAUUCAGGCACUCACAGGCUUAAUCAGACCCCAGUACAGCGACCCAAGGCAAGCCAAGCCCCUUGGACAGGUGAGCCCAGUCCCAGACAGUGAGCUCAGUAGAGAAACAGAUGACAAGUCUCUCAAAGAGGUUUUUAAAACUUUUGAUCCAACUGCUUCACCGUUUUGUUAGCUAUUGUGUAAUUGAGCAUUUCUUUUCAUUCUUGUGACUAUUGCAGUCCUCUGCUGUUUUGUACCUGGUUUACCUCUAUAGUUUAUUUAUUUUUAAAUUAUAAACACUUUUCAGCUGCUAGUAUCAGAACCACAUGAAGUUAUAUCCUGUAAAGCCUGUGGUAUUUUAUAUAUAAUAUUUUUAUAACUUUAAGAGACUGUAGUAAUUGACAUAGACACUUAUAUAUCAUGUUAGUUUUAGUAAAAGUACUUUUAUUGUAAAUAAUCCAUCAUGAAUGCAGUACCCUGCCUGAAUAUAUGCUAGUUGUCUUUCAUAAUCACUGUUUAGAUAAAUGAUUACCACUUUUAUAUGGUUGUUUAGUUUUCAGCAAUUGAUGUAUCAUACUUUUGAGAAACAGUAUUUUGACUAAAACUGUCUUUGUCAGCCCAGAACUGAUUAGUAUGUAAUGCCAACUGCUAACUAAAAUGCAAAAUGAAAUGAAGAAAAUAGUUUACAAUCAAAAUUAGCAGAGCAGUUGCUGUUCAAGGGCAUCACAUUAUUAGUAUUGGUAAUAUUAUUUGUAUAAAUGAGGCAUUUGAAUGUCAUAUCUUUUAAAGGUAUUUGAUUGUCUGCUGUAUCAGAGACAUUGGAAGGUGUAUAAACAGAAUGUUUUGUUAAAGGGAAAGACUCCCAAGUUCUCUAACAUAACUUUUUAAAUUUAAUUUUUCAUAUCAAAUAGUCAUGAAUUACUGCUAUUACAUUGUGGUGUUUAUGUAUUUCAAUGUCUUGUCUUUAGCAGCAUAAUUCAUAUUACUUUUUCAAAUAAUGUAGUUGUAAUAAUUGUACUCAUCAUGGUUUUGGCAGUUUUAACAAAAUUUUAAAAGAUGGUGAGUCUGUAGUGAUUACUACAUUGAUCAUGUUUUCAAUGUUUAGUUUCUAUAUUUUUUCUUAAACAGCAAGAAAACAUAUAGGUUGCAGGUAUAUUCAGCUAUCUAUCUCUUAUCAAUAAAAAGAACCUCUUACAGUUCUUACCUGACUGGCAUUCUGUAACAGAGGGGAGUACCUGGUGUUUUAAGUAUUUAAUGCCCUCCUAUUUUGGAAACAUAAAUUGAUUAGAAAUUGUAUUUUUAUGAAAAAAAACUUGCAUUUAUUCUUUAUUAGUUGCAGUACAUAGGUAACAGCAGCUGUGCUUUAUAUAUACAUGACUUCCCACUGAAAGUAUUACACUGAUACAUAGCUCGAACUGGAGUCAUGUCACCAUUUGCUGUGAACUUAUUGGUAAGUCCAGUAAGUGACUUGGAAAGGGGGUAUAAUAAAAUCAGCUGAAAACAGCUCCCUUUGAGAAGUGAUUAUAAGAAACUGUAGCAAAAUAUUUCUGUGGGAACCUUAAUAUUACGCAUAUGGCCUAGUAAUAAUUUAAUCCUUUCUAUUCACUUCUCUCUUCACUUUUACUUGCUUCAGUUCCAUGUAAGACAAGGAAAAGAGGUCACAGCUUAGUGAACAAAACUGCUUAUCUGUGAAGUUCGUUGUAUUCUGGGUAGAAGGACCAUUACUUGAGGGAAUGUGGAUUCUUACUGUUUAUACUUUGGUUGCAAUUGUUGCCUAAAAAAUUGCCCCACAUACACUUGUGGGUUUAAAAAUGCAGUUUAAAGUUGCCAUAGAAGUAUUUUCUGAUUUAGUGUCUGAAUGAAUUGGAAAGUCAAUAAAAUGGUUAAAACCUGACAGAGAAAAAAAUACACAUACACAUGCAUAUAUAUAUAUAUAUAUAUAUAUAUAUAUAUAUACACACACACAUAUAUUUACCAGGAUCAAAUCAGCAGGACUUCUGGACUUUAAUAAUAAAUGAAAUUUUUUAAGCCAACCUCUUAUCUAUGUAUUUUGUAAUUCUAAUGCUAAGUAAUAAAGCUCAGACACACAAGGAAAGAAUUUGGCAAAGAGCAUGUCCUCAACUGCCUGUUGAGAGGUCUGUGUCUCCCAGCAGAGGGCGCGACUUGCAUUCCCAGCUCUGGCUCCUGCCUUCAGCUUCCUGCUGGUGCAGUCCCUGGGAGGUCUGUGUUCCUGCCACUUGGCUCCCAGCCUGCCCUGUCCAGCCCUGGCCGUUACAGGCAUUUGGGAAGUGAGUGAGCAGCAAAUAAGGGAUCUCUUGCUCGCACUCUUGGCUCACCCCACUCUCUUUUCCCCUCACCUCCUUUUUACCCUUCUCAAAUAAAUAAAAAAAGUUUUAAAUGUGGGAUUAAAAUUUUUGGUAGAAAUUCUUUUUUAUUAUUAAAGGAAAUGUCAAAUUAUUGGUUUAAAGUGAGAUUUAAAAGUCAUGAAUGCAGUCUGCAGUAUUGGUUAAUUCAUUAGUUUCCAUACCAGGGUGGCAGGAACCCAAUAAUUUGAGCUACUAAGGCCGUGUCUCAGGACCUUCAUUAAGAGGAAGCUGAUAAUCUAACCCAGGCACAGGUGUCUUAACAGGCUAACCAUCUGUUCCUGAGUCACUUCAUCCUGGUUUGUGACAGAAAUUUUAAACUUGAUUACAUUCAUGUUCAGUAGAUUGGGGUUUAUCACUGUUUUGAAUUUGAACACUAAAAGAACAUCAUGAUUUAGAUUUAGCAACUUCUUUCCCAUGUCUUGAUUGAAACUCAGUUCCGAACCUCAAAAACAAGUCAGGUGUUGGAAUGAAUUCCAUCUCUGACUCUGCAGCAGCAUGCAUUUCUGUGUGGACCUUAUGUCUUCCAACCAAAUGCUCCAGACCCCACAAUUAGUCUGUACCAGAGCAGCCUAAUGAUAAAAUGAAGUCUACUUAGGUUUCUUCGUCUAUUUUACCUGCUAUGGGAUUCGUACUUAAUAGUAUU